UGUGUUUUAAUGGAACAUGGCGAUACGGACUCGGUCCUUCAGCGUCGUGUGUUUGCUGACGGUGCAGCUGAUCAUCCUGAUCUUCAGCGUGCCGUGGAGCGGAGUGGAGAGCCUGACCUUCCCGCAGCAUUUCACGAUAAUGCACUGGGCUCGGAGGAUAGAGCAGGAGAUCGACCGGGUCCUGCAGCACAUCAGUGGAGCGCAGCAGCUUAAAGGGCUGUACAGCGAGAAGAGGAGACAGUACACCCUCGUCAGGAACAAUCCUAGAGAGAUAGUGGAGAAAGUGGCCUCGGACAUCGAGAAGCUCCUGUCCAAAAAGAAGAAGGCGCUGGAGAGACUCGCCACUGAAGCUGAGAGAGUGCAGACAGCACAUCGAUGGCAGGACGGCAUCAAGGAGUGGGAGAUCGAGUACUACGACUCCAAGGCAGAGAUGGAUUACGACGGGGAGGAGAUGGAGCCUCAGACGUCUCUGAAGUUGGAGUUUGUUUACGAUCCGAAUUUUAAGAACAGUGUGAACUACUCGUACACGGCCGUACAGAUCCCCACCGACAUCUACAAAGGAGCUCCGGUGAUUCUGAACGAGCUGAACUGGACUCAGGCGUUGGAGAGGGUUUUCAUGGAGAACAGUCGAGAAGAUCCCUCUCUGCUCUGGCAGGCGUUCGGUAGCGCCACAGGUGUUACCAGGUAUUACCCAGCUACUCCAUGGAGAGCGCCGGAUAAGAUCGACCUGUAUGACGUGCGGCGGAGACCCUGGUACAUCCAGGGAGCUUCGUCCCCCAAAGACAUGGUCAUCCUCGUGGACGUGAGUGGAAGUGUCAGUGGUUUGACUUUGAAGCUGAUUAAAGCCUCAGUAACAGAAAUGUUGGACACGUUGUCUGAUGAUGAUUACGUCAAUGUGGCACGGUUCAACGAGAAGGCGGAGGCGGUCGUGCCGUGUUUUAAACACUUGGUCCAGGCGAAUGUAAGGAAUAAGAAAAUCUUUAAAGAACACGUGGCACAGAUGCAGGCGAAAGGCACGACGGACUACAAAUCAGGAUUCCACUUCGCCUUUAAUCAGCUGCUCAACAAGACGAACGUCCCCAGAGCGAACUGUAAUAAAAUAAUCAUGCUGUUCACAGACGGCGGUGAGGAUCGGGCUCAGGACAUCUUCGAGCAGUACAACUGGCCCAACAAGACGGUGCGAGUGUUUACGUUCUCAGUGGGGCAGCACAACUACGACGUCACGCCGCUGCAGUGGAUCGCCUGCGCUAACAAAGGUUACUAUUUUGAGAUCCGCUCCAUCUGCGCCAUCAGGAUUAACACCCAGGAGUACUUGGACGUUCUGGGUCGCCCCAUGGUCUUGGCUGGGCGAAGUGCCAAGCAGGUUCAGUGGACCAACGUUUAUCAGGACGCCCUGGGUUUGGGGCUGGUGGUGACGGGGACGAUGCCUGUCUUUAACCUCACUAUGGAUGGAAACUCUCAGAAUCAGCUGAUCCUGGGAGUGAUGGGCGUGGACGUUCACCUAGAUGAACUGAAGAAGCUGGCGCCGCGCUACAACCUUGGAGCCAACGGCUACAUUUUCGCCAUUGACCCAAACGGGUAUCUGCUGCUUCACCCCAACCUGCAGACCAAGGUGGUGGAUCUCCCAGAGCCUGUGACCUUGGACUUUUUAGAUGCUGAAGUGGAAGACAGCAAUAAACAGGAGAUCCGAAGGCAGAUGAUAGACGGACGAGCAGGUGAGAUGACUAUUAAGACGCUGGUCAAGUCAAUGGAUGAGCGCUAUAUAGAUGAGGCAGUUAGGACAUACGCUUGGACCCCCAUUAACGACACUGACUACAGUCUGGGCCUGGUGCUGCCAUCAUACAGCGACUACUACAUCCAGGCUGACCUGAGCGACGUCAUGCUCCAGCUGCAGUAUCUGCAGUCUCUGCUGCCCAGCUCUUUCGAACCAGCCGGACACGUCUUCCUGGCCCCCAGAGAAUACUGCAAGCGGCUGCACGUCGCUGAGAACAACACCCAGUUUAUCGAGAGCUUCCUGUCGCUGAUGGUGGAGAUCACACCGGAGACGGAGGACUGUGACCAGGGCCUGAUUCACAAUGCCAUCUUGGAUUCGGGGAUCCUCUGGCAGCUGGCCACCAAGGCAUGGAAGAACAAGGACCUGAACACGUAUGGGUUCCUGGCGUUGUUCGCGUCCACUGAUGGAGGUGUUACGAGAGUGUAUCCAAAUACAGCGGCCGAAUCCUGGGAUGAAGAUUUAGAGCCUCUAAAUAGCAACUUCUACCGCCGCAGUCUGGACAACAGGGGCUACAUCUUCAGAGCCCCAACUCGCACAUCCUUGGAGGAUUCUUUGAUCACAGAGAACGGCACGGUGGGGAUCCUCGUGACAACUGCUGUGGAGGUUAUGGUGCAGGGGAAAACCCUGAAACCAGCAGUGGUGGGGGUUAAGUUGGAUUUGGAGGCAUGGGUCGACAAGUUUAAGAUCCUGGCCAGCAACGUGUCUGACAGCAGGCAGGGCUCUCACAAGUGUGGUCCUUCCAGAUCCUGUGAGAUGGACUGCGAGGUUAACAGUGAUGAUCUGCUCUGCUACCUGAUCGAUGAUGGCGGCUUUCUGGUGAUGUCUAAUCAGAGAGACCACUGGAAAAAGGUCGGUUUGUUUUUCGGAGACGUGGAUCCCUACCUGAUGCACGCGCUCUAUAAUAACUCUAUCUACACCCGAAAGCAGACGUUCCAGUACCAGUCGACAUGCGAGCCGACGGCCAGCAGCCGCACAGGAGCCGCAUCACGCCACUUCAUCGUGCCCUCCAUUGCUGAUCUUCUCAAUCUGGCUUGGUGGACGUCUGCGGUUGCGUGGUCCGUGCUGCAGCAGCUCUUCUACGGGCUUGUGUACAACACCUGGUUUAACACAGGUGAUUUCGCUUUUGCUGAAGAGGCCAGAGGAAGCAGCAGUUGCGUGACCAUUCAGAGCCAGUUCUUCUUCACCAACACCACCAACUCCUUCAACGUGCUGCAGGAUUGUGGAAACUGCUCCAGGUUAUUCCACGCCAAGAGGAUAGAAAACACCAACCUGCUGUUUGUGGUGGCCGAAACGCUUCCCUGCAGCUCCUGCGAGAUUGAAAAGCUCACACAAGUCAGGAUGGAGUUUCAGGAGGAGAUUCCCUGUGAUGUGCUGAGCUCUGCCCGAUACCGGAAAGGACCCGACAAGUGCUUUGAUUACAACUCCAUGGAGAACACGUCGGAGUGUGGGCGGGCUCACUCCUUGAGCUGUCCAGUGGGGAUCCUCAUCUGGCUCCAGUUAACAUUGCUUUACCUCACUGUUCGAUCUUAAGCCUCUCUGUUCACCCUGCUCCCAUCCACCCAACGUAAAACGUCUACAGUCCCCACAGCUCCAUGACUCUUAUUCUCCUCUUUUUAGUGCUUCUGUCCGCUUCUGCUGUCUUCCCAGAAUUCCAUUGGUCCUUUUACCCUAUUCUGAAGUGCUUUGAUAUUCUCAACACAUCCAGAUGGGUUGAUUGAGAUGCUGUGUCUUGGUAACCUGUCGUCGUGCAUAUCUUCUAUAGACAAUUCUGGGUCUUGUAUUUAAGGAGAGUUUUUUUUAAGACAAAAAGAAUAAUUUUGCUAAACAGGUUGCCGUAAAUGCAAAUAAGGUGUGUGUGCGUCACACUACGUGUGCGUUAAAGCUUGUCAAAUCCAGUGCUAUAUUGACCUGUGUUGACCCGUGUUUACAAUCAUGCUUAUAGUUUAGCUUGGUUUUUCUUUUCCCGUCUCUCCCAUAAACCUCUUGGUCUUUACUAGCGCUGCUCUCAUACCAGGGCUUCGUAGUUGUGGAGUUUUAACAUCAUUCCUUAUUAUGUCUGUAUUCUCUGCCUGGAGGUAAAUUGAGGUUUAAAAAAAAUAGAUAUAUCAGAAAUGUCUGAAAGGCAUAUCGUGUGCACAAAUCUAAAUGACUGCCUGGUUUGCUAUCCAACAGUGCCUUGGUGCACUUAGUCCUCCUAUGGUACAGAACUCGAGCUUGGCCAGUCCUGAGUGAAUGUCCUAAGAGUGAUUGGUUCUAAAUGCUGAGAAAAAUCUUUAAAAACAUGCAUUAAUAAAUACGUCCAGACUGUACAGACUCACCUAGGUCACGAAAACUGGGAUGGAACCCCCUUUCAGCUGUCAUGUUAAUUGAAUAAUGUUAGAUUUAGGAACAUUGAAUAUUUAAUGAUUAUUUAUAUAUUUUGCAUAUUCUAAUAUUCUGAUAUGUGGGUAACUGAUAAGCCUCGAUAUGACAUAUUCAUUUGUAUUAUUUAUUUAUUGUUUGAUUGAUUGAUUCCAGUUUGAUUUCUUUGGGUCGACAUACUGAUUUCAACCACAUACGAUAACAGAAUAACUAUUUUAUGUAAUGUACAGUAACAGCUGAGUAAUGUCGGACAGCAGUUGUUUAAAACUGUUAGAUUGACUUAGCUAGUGUUUUACAGUAUCUUAUACCAAAUAAAUAAAGUAUGCAACUUCUGAUACAAUCAGUUUACAAUUGGCUGAUGAAACUGAUAAACUUCUCCCUUGACCAUUGAUCAGAAUAAUCCCACACCGUUCACUUGAGUCGAUGGAAAAGGCCCUUAAAGUGAUGAUGGGGAAUUCAACAGGGGGAAAUGGAGGCAGCAUUGUUGACGAGGGUGCCUUAAAACCAGUGUUUGAGCGAAGACUACUGAAAGUUUGCUAGGACAUGGAUAAAUAAUAUUUUUUCUAUUCUGGCACUAUUAAUGAUGUCACCUGAAACAGUAAUUACCUUCAACAGCGUCUCUCUCACUUCCUCAUCUAACGGUCAUCUUUAAACUUCACUUGAGCUAAUUUAGUGAGAUGCCUUAAAUAACAACAAGAAGGCAAAGAUGGUGUGUUAGAUAAGAAACAAAAACUACACUUACUGAGCACUUUCUUAGGAACACUAUGGAGUGUAUGCAGUCUCGUGACUGGAUGUCAUGUGACCGGAUGCUGACCACAUGGCAGAUAGAGAUCUCAGGUUAGCUGUGGUCUGUGGUCUGGGUACGAGUUGAGCAUGGAUACUUUGGCCCUCUGCUGGGAACAUUGGUGCAUGCCACAGUUUUCCAGCAUUUUUGGAAAUAGGCAGUAGAGGAUGAUAAAUUGUGGACAGCAGAUGCUCAGCAACGAUAAUCAUAUAGGCUGUGCACCUACAGAACACUCGACACACCAUUACACCACCUCCACCCGCCUGGACUGUCGCCACAAAACAGGUUGGGUCCAUGGAUUCAUACUGUUGGUGCCGAAUUCCGACCCUUCCGUCAUCAGACCAGGCUACAUUUUUCCAGGCUUCAGCUGUCAGUUUUAUGAGCCAGUGGGAAGUGCAGUCUCAGCUUUCUGUUCUUGACUGACAGAAGUGGAACCCCAUGUGGUCUUCUGCUGUUGAAGCUGAAAAUCACAAACACACACACACACACACAUAACAGUCUCAGAACACAUAGUCAUUAGGGGCAGGAACACAACACUUGAAAUCAUAAACACACACACAAAGAUGAUCACCAGUUAUAGAAACCUCCUUUUGUCCCGUUUUGAUGUGUGAGCGUUGCUGGAAGACAUCUGCAUCAGUUUAUGCAUUGCACGGCUGCCACAUGGUUGGCUGAUUAGGUAGUUGGAUCAAUCAGUAGUCGUAUACGUGUUCCUAAUAAAGUCUUUAGUGAGUGUAUAUAUUGUAUAGCUCUGUGCUUUCGAUUAUAAGUCCAUAGGAAAGUGAUCUGCUCAUUUGCAAGUGUUGUAUUCCUGUAAAUAUGAAGCUUAAAACUAUGCUUACCUUAUAGAGUUUUUUUGUUAUUCGGAUGAGAUGAAUGUGUUUUUAUGUUUUGUGCAUGACAUUAAAGUGUCUGUGCGACUGAUGAAUCCAGGGCUAAUACAAAAUGGUUUCCAUUUCAAUAUGCGGUGCACUGUGUGGAUUAAGGCUGAGCGUUAAUAGCCAAUCAACAUCCUGUGUAGUGCAUUAGAUGUCAGAUAGGGAGCCAUUUCAGAGCACAGAACUUCUCCACAGAGCAACAAUUGCAGCUUGGAAACUGCCCAAGACUCUGACGUGAUAAUGUAUGUUUAAAAGAAAAAAAAAAAAGUUUUUGCAUCAUUUUUUAAAAACUUUUUUGAGAUGCAAGAUGGGAUACUGCAUGGAAAAGUAUGUACAGUAUUUACUUGAAGGCUUUUUCAACAUUUAGUCAUGUCAGUGUUUUAUUUAAAAUCUUGGUAAAUGUAUGAUAUUCCCCAGCUUUAAUUCAGGCAGAGGGGGAUAUAAUGAGCAUAUGCUAUUGAUAUUAAUUGAUUAAUUAUUAGAUAUUAAUUGUUAUUAUUUUUCAUGGUGUUAACAUGACAGGCCUACAAGCUUUGAGCUCUAAAGGAUGUUACAAUUAUACAGUUUUCCUUAAAUCCAGACCUUUGAUUACAUUUGAUGGUUGGUGUAGAUUUUCAGUUGAAACUUUUGUGUUUUAAUAUUUACAAUGUUUGAAUUAAUAUUUUAAGAUAAUUUUAAAGUGUAAGAGUAAGUAAGAAUUACCGCAUGAAAUCACUUUGUGUGGCUUUGAUUUUUUUCAUUUUUUGCUUGAUGUUUGUAUUUGAUUAAAAAUGUAAUUUUAAUUAAUAUUUAUUUGCAAAUAAUAGAAGUAUGUAUAUGCCAUUUUUAAUGAAAAAGCUUUUAGAAUGGCAACUGAUUUAUUAAUGUGAAUAGAUGUUUGUCUCACUCUUCAAUUUUUUUGCUGCUGUGAGUGGGAUUUUCAUUUUUUGUUUCUUCAGUCUUCCGUAUUGAUCGUUUUGUACAGAUAGCACAAAAUUGUCUUGAAGCACUAACUUUGUAUCAUAUUAUGUCAUUCACCUCUGAGAAAUUGAAAAAAAGGAAAUGUUUAUAAGAGAAAUGAUGAUAAAGACAUUCAUAUUUUUCACGUCAAACUUUCUGGAGGAUGUUU
This is a messenger RNA of Clarias gariepinus (North African catfish), 6902 nucleotides long. RefSeq names its product calcium channel, voltage-dependent, alpha 2/delta subunit 2b (gene cacna2d2b). The record is from RefSeq and is a predicted model, not a curated record. Bases 17 to 3304 code for a protein of 1095 amino acids. The transcript has 38 exons. Gene Ontology annotation, cellular component: voltage-gated calcium channel complex. Lineage: Eukaryota; Metazoa; Chordata; Actinopteri; Siluriformes; Clariidae. Gene Ontology annotation, molecular function: voltage-gated calcium channel activity.